Molecule: messenger RNA, 618 nt
Organism: Fusarium poae
Lineage: Eukaryota; Fungi; Ascomycota; Sordariomycetes; Hypocreales; Nectriaceae
Exons: 2
Coding region: 1-618 (205 amino acids)
Source: RefSeq, a predicted model, not a curated record
AUGAAGAGAUUCCCAGCUCUUGUCCAGCUCCAUCACAUCUCAGACUUCAGACACUUUGAAACUAAACAGCAACUCCUAAGUCUUCAUCCUCAACAACCAAAUUUUACUACAAUGUUUAUUUCCACCCGAACUCUUGCAGCCAUCGCGGCCGGCAUGAUUACUCUUCCUUCAGUCGUUUAUGCCCAAUGCCUUGCUAUCCGCACUUACCAGCACUCGAGACCUCUCAUGAACGAUGUCUUGACCAUGGAAUUCUGGUAUGAAGGCCAAAAGGUCUGCCACCAGCGCGCCUCGGAAUUCUUUGCCGAUAAUGAAGAUUACUAUCAAUGGGAUUGCACCGACCUCGUUGUUCCCGAGUAUUCAUGGCGCAUCCAAGCUCGCGAGAAUGGAAAACAAGUCCAUGUCCAAGAGAUCAAUGGGGCUGGGGAGGUUACUAUCGAUUAUGAUAUGACCAUGCAGAACACUGAGACGUGGACUGCUUGUGGAGUUAUGGGUGAUACUGCAUGUAAACUGGAAGAUACCUAUUUCGAAUCUUGUUCUUGGACAGCAGACCUUUGCAUCUCAGGUACUCAGACUUGUUCGCUUUGUGAUGGCAAGGCUACCUGCGAUGUUCCUCCCUAA